Messenger RNA from Glycine soja, 697 nucleotides. RefSeq names its product dynein light chain 2, cytoplasmic-like. The coding region runs from base 195 to 524 and encodes 109 amino acids. Gene Ontology annotation, molecular function: dynein light intermediate chain binding; dynein intermediate chain binding. The record is from RefSeq and is a predicted model, not a curated record. Gene Ontology annotation, biological process: microtubule-based process. Lineage: Eukaryota; Viridiplantae; Streptophyta; Magnoliopsida; Fabales; Fabaceae. The transcript is spliced from 2 exons. Gene Ontology annotation, cellular component: dynein complex.
ACACUACACCUUUUCAUCUGACUCUAUAUUAUGCCUCCUUCCAUUACCCUUUAAUCUGCACUUUACAACCUUUUAAGCAACCCCUUUUGCUUUAUAUUGACGUGUGCUUGAUUUUAAGCACCAUUGUCUUCCUACUUAUUUUGUUUUCCAAUUUUGUUGUUUGUUGUGGUAAUUUUUUUUUAAAGUUCAUCAUCAUGCUAGAAGGCAAGGCUGUGAUUGGUGAGACUGACAUGCUUCAGACCAUGCAGCAGGAUGCUACAGAUUUAGCAUCCAAAGCACUCGAUUUCUUUGAUGUCACUGAAGCCAUUGAGAUUGCCCGAUUUAUAAAGAAGGAAUUUGAUAGGAUGCAUGGACCUGGUUGGCAGUGCAUUGUAGGCACGGAUUUUGGUUCGUUUGUGACUCACUGUUGUGGCUGUUUCAUCUAUUUCUGCUUAGGCAACUUGGCCAUUUUGCUGUUCAGGGGCUCAGCUGCUCCAGAGGCACAUGAAAAUCGGUUCUCAACACUAGAGGCAGCCAAAGCAUAAAUUCAUUGCCUAAUUUUCCCUCUCUUUAGACUCUUCUAUAUAUAUUUUUGUUCAUUCCAUGUAAUAUUGAUAAUGUAGAAAGAAAUGAAAGGUUUGAGAGAAAAGCAAAAUUGACAGAGGUCUACAAAUCAUCCAUAUAUAUAUCAGCUUGCUCUUGGGGAUUAUUAUAUGUA